Messenger RNA from Eptesicus fuscus (big brown bat), 2040 nucleotides. It is a transcript of the gene NAF1, whose product is annotated as nuclear assembly factor 1 ribonucleoprotein. The transcript has 8 exons. Gene Ontology annotation, cellular component: sno(s)RNA-containing ribonucleoprotein complex. NCBI's taxonomy places the organism in Eukaryota, Metazoa, Chordata, Mammalia, Chiroptera, Vespertilionidae. The coding region runs from base 154 to 1620 and encodes 488 amino acids. Gene Ontology annotation, molecular function: RNA binding. The record is from RefSeq and is a predicted model, not a curated record. Gene Ontology annotation, biological process: box H/ACA snoRNP assembly; ribosome biogenesis; pseudouridine synthesis.
GCGGAAACGGUGGGGGCGUGUCUCCGGGCAACCCCGCGUGUGGUUACCGGAGAAACGCGGGAAGUGGGGCCCUGGCGCGGUUCUCUCCACGCUUAAGGUUGUUUUAGUUCCUGCGCGAGCGGGUAGCCGGGCCGAGGCGUCUGGUGCGACGCCAUGGAAGUAGUGGAGGCCGCCGCUGCUCAGCUGGAGACUCUGAAAUUCGGCGGCCUCGGCUUCGGGGGUGGGCAAGGUGAGGCGGCGCCGUCCCCGGACACCGUUCCUGUCUCAGAGCCACCGCCGCCGCCGCCGCCGCCACCGUCGGAUGAGGGGGCCCCCGACACUGGGCAGGACGCGGAGGCUCAACUAGCCGGGGAGCAGCCGCCUGAACUCGCGCUGAGCACCGCCGUCGGCGGGCCCGAACCGCCUCCUGGAGGGACGUGCGUCACCGGCCCGGGCGCUGCGGAGCUGGUGCCGACGCCAGACUCCCUGGAGACCUCGGACUCGGAUUCGGACAGUGAAACAGAUUCAGAUAGUUCAAGCUCUUCCUCUUCCUCAUCAUCAUCCUCUUCUUCCUCUUCCUCUCGAAUAUUAGUUCCUCCAGUGCUGUCAGAUGGAGAAGACGAUAUACAAGUUGAGAAGGAAAAUAAGAAUUUUCCUCUUAUUAAAACAAAAGAUGAAUUACUUCUUAACGAACUACCUUCAGUUGAAGAACUCACUAUUAUUCUGCCUGAAGAUAUUGAGUUAAAGCCUCUUGGGAUGGUUUCAAGUAUUAUUGAACAACUAGUAAUAAUUGAAUCUAUGCCUAAACUACCUCCAGUUAAUGAGGAGACUGUAAUUUUUAAAAGCGAUCGGCAGACAGCAGGGAAGAUAUUUGAGAUAUUUGGACCUGUUGCACAUCCAUUUUAUGUAUUACGGUUUAAUUCUUCAGAACACAUUGAGAGUAAAGGUAUUAAAAUGAAGGACACUAUGUAUUUUGCUCCAUCAAUGAAAGACUUCACCCAAUAUGUAUUCACAGGAAAACAGGAGAAGGGAUCGGAUGCAUCAUGGGAAAAUGAUCAAGAACCACCACCAGAUGCCUUAGAUUUCAGUGAUGAUGAAAAGGAAAAAGAAGCCAAACACAGAAAAAAAAAUCGCAUUCAAGGCCGGAAAAAAUUUAAAUCUCAAUUUAAUGAGUCAGGUGAAGAUUUUGCAGAAGUACAUCAGAAUUGGAAUGCUCAUAGCUCUGCUUCAGAGCAUUCACAAGGAUAUCGCAACAGAGAAUUCACACAAGGAUUUUCCCAGGGUAGAUAUCCUCGACCUUGCCAUGGCAGGCCCCCACCUCCACAGUUUUAUAACUCAGAGCAUAUGGUACCUCAGGAGACUUCAGGAUUUCCACCUCAGAGACAAGAUAAUCUUAUGCCACAGUAUCCCUUUCCUCCUCCAGUGUUUGACAUGCAUAAUUUUUCACUCCCUCCUCCACUACCACCACCACCUCCACCUCCACCACCUGCAUUUGUAAACAUGGGUUGGCCUGCACCUAACAUGCCACCUCAUCCAUUAUUUCCCAUACCAUACUCCAUCCCUCCACCUCCUCCCCCUCCACCCUUGCCUCCGUCCUCCUCUUCUGGAGAUAGUAAUUCUCAUUUUGGAUCUUACUAUUAGGUAAAUAUGUGCAUUAACAGAGAAAUGUAUAGGUUUUUUUAUUUUAUAUGGGAAGGGAUUUUUUUUUUUUAAGAGAGAUGAUGGAUCUAGAUUUUUAAGACAUUGCGAAAAACUGAAUGUUUCCUUUAGUUGUAAGUUGAUAAAUAUUUAUAACCUUUGUGAAAUUGUAUCCAUAUGAAAAUUUCACUUUUGAUUUAUAAGGAAAAUUACAAUAUGUAAUAUUUAAUUAAAACUUUUAAUCCAUGCUUUUCCCAUCCCUGUCUAAAAAACAAUAUAUAUGGGUUUAAGAAUAGAUUCUGGAGCAACUUUCAUCAUGGAUGAAAAUAUACUGAACAUACUGAUUUUCUUGUUGGUAUAUCUGAAAAUAUGAUGUUGAAGUCUUAUUGAAAGCCUUUAAAAUAAACUAUUUUUAUAAAUUUA